Suillus plorans is the source of this 327-nucleotide messenger RNA. RefSeq lists its product as uncharacterized. The transcript is spliced from 3 exons. Bases 1 to 327 code for a protein of 108 amino acids. The record is from RefSeq and is a predicted model, not a curated record. Lineage: Eukaryota; Fungi; Basidiomycota; Agaricomycetes; Boletales; Suillaceae.
AUGGACGACUUGGAAUUAAAGCGUGACAUGAAACCCUUUCCCUUCAACAUUGUUGACAAGGGCGGUCAACCCGCUAUUUUGAUAGGUUACAAGGGCGACACACGCCAAUUUCAAGUUCCUUUCCUAACCUCUGUUGCCCUCGUUACUCACCUGUUUCUCACCAUUUCAGACGUUUCUUUCGUGGUUGAGGAGCUUCUCAUUGCCAUAGUCAACAAGAAGUCCUCGGGGUUCCCCGGGACAUUAUGUUUGUUUAUCGAUAUCAUUGCUGAUGCUAUAGCUCCCACGCUCGAGCUUCAACGUUGUCGACACGUCGAGUCCCCACAGUAA